AUGAGAAAUAUAAACUUCAAAAUUCAAUCUUAACAGAACUCGCUUCCCAGGGAAAACUUCGUGGCAUAAACUUUUGAUAGUAGAAUGACAAGAUUCUAAACACCUAUGCAUCAGAAUAGCUAGUAGUCUUCAACUAAUACUGCUAAUACUAUGGUUCAACAACAUCUAAGAUAACAUGUCGAUUUGAAAGAAUUAUUUUAACACAUCAGGAGGAUUGAUAGGCUUUAUCAUGCUUUUAAAACAAAAUAGAGUUAACAAGAUAUUUAAAAACUUAUAUUGCAAAUUCUUAAGUAUCAGCCUAGAAUGAAACUUCAGAAAUAUGAGGUAAUUACAAUUAGAUGUUUGAUUUCAUACUAGGAUCUAUUCUAAUCCUCAGAUAAAAGAUUCAUCCUUCAUUAAGCUUAAAUAUUAGAAUAGCUAUUCGUUUACUACUUAGACUUUACCAUUAUUGAGCUAAUGGGUAUCUUCUCAAUAGAAGCUAAGCAGGCAACUGAAAAGAUCCUCUACUAUAUCUAAUAAAAUUUCAUUUCACUUAUUGAGAUUGUACUUUACAGAAUCGAUAAAUCUUAACGAGAUAAUGUAUAUCAUAUUCACAUUGUAUAACUGUUUUAGAAUUGGGCAUUAUAACUGCUUGAGAUCGUAGCAACGUUGACUGCAGGAAAUAACAAUCAAAUAGAGAAUAUAGACUAAGGACAGAUUAGACAAAGGGAAGCACUUCGCAGAAUCAAGGAUUAAAACUAGAUCAUCAUAAAUUUAUUCACUACUAAAAUUUUGCCUGCUAAAAUCAAAUCAUUUACUGCAAAUUUCUACAGCUUCAUUAAGAAUAUAGACUCGAUAACAAUGGAUUCAAUAAAAAAUUAACUUCAAAAUAUCUAAAAGUUCUGCAAAUCUAAAGUAAUUAAUUUUACCUAAAAGUUAUAGAUGAAUGAAAUGAAUGAGCAUAUGGAAUUAGAUGAAUCUUAUGACGAGGAUUAUGAUGUUGGAGGUUAAGAAUCUAUUUUUGAUGUAGCUGCAUUAUAGCAAACUUAAGUAGAUUUCAAUUAAAGUAAUCCUUAAAUUUUCAUUAAUAUUAUAGCUAAAAAAGAAAGCAAAGUCAAGAAUAUGGAAAGAUUCCUAGGUCGACUUUAAUAAGAAAAACAAGGUGGUUUCUUACCCAAGCUUCAACCAGAUGUAGAACAGGAGACCUAUACCUUAGUUUUGGAUUUAGAUGAGACAUUGAUUCAUUUCGCUUCUUCUUUUGAACUAUAACAAUCAGGAGUCUUCUAAGAUGAAGAGUCGCAUCUUAUAGAUGGAAACGGAAAAAAUUAAAUGAUGCAUUAAUCAGGGGAUAUGGUCUUAUUUAGACCUCAUUUGCAUGAAUUCCUAGAAGAAGUGUCUUAAUAUUUUGAAAUCGUAAUAUUUACGGCUGCUCUUUAAGAUUAUGCAGACUACAUAUUGGAUAAAAUUGAUCCCAAUCAAGACCUAAUUAAAUAUAGACUUUAUAGAUAGCAUACUAACUUCAGAGAAAAAGAUGGAGUUUACUUAAAAGAUUUAUCAAGGAUUGGAAGGGAUCUAAAAAGAACGAUAAUUCUUGAUAAUGUUAAGGAAAACUUUUAGUUAUAAAGAGAAAACGGAGUUUUCAUUAAGACAUGGUUGAAUGAUCAAGAGGACACAGUACUUUUGGAUAUUUUACCCUUGUUGAAACAAAUUGUCAUUGAAAAAGUGCCAGAUGUAAGAGAAACGCUUAGAAGAUAUAGAGACAGUGUUAUGAGGCAUAUUUAAUUAAAGAAAGUCAUUCAUAUUGAUAAUAAACAGCUUUUGAACAAUUAAUUGAAUGAGACUCAUAUGAGAGUCACUACACCUGGGAUAACAAAUAAUAGCUAUUAAAGCAGAUUCUUACCUAGUCCUCUAAGUGAGGAGAAUAUUUGA
Stylonychia lemnae is the source of this 1908-nucleotide messenger RNA. The record is from the annotation of a GenBank genome assembly. NCBI's taxonomy places the organism in Eukaryota, Ciliophora, Spirotrichea, Sporadotrichida, Oxytrichidae.